Messenger RNA from Balearica regulorum gibbericeps (East African grey crowned-crane), 851 nucleotides. RefSeq names its product riboflavin-binding protein. Gene Ontology annotation, molecular function: signaling receptor activity; riboflavin transmembrane transporter activity; riboflavin binding. The record is from RefSeq and is a predicted model, not a curated record. Gene Ontology annotation, cellular component: external side of plasma membrane. NCBI's taxonomy places the organism in Eukaryota, Metazoa, Chordata, Aves, Gruiformes, Gruidae.
AACCAAACAAUAAUGCUGAGGUUUGCUGUCACCUUCUUUGCUGUCAUAACAUCAUCUACCUGCCAAAAAUACGGAUGUCUGGAAGGGGACACCCACAAACUGAAGCCAAGUCCUGAACCAAAUAUGCAUGAAUGCACUCUGUACUCUAAAUCUUCCUGUUGCUAUGCAAACUUCACAGAGCAAUUGGCUCAUUCCCCAGUAAUUAAAGUAAACAACAGCUACUGGAACAGAUGUGGGCAGCUCAGUAAAUCCUGCGAAGAUUUCACAAAGAAAAUUGAGUGCUUUUACCGGUGUUCUCCACAUGCUGCUCGCUGGAUCCAUCCCCACUACCCUGCUGCUAUUCAGUCUGUUCCACUGUGUAAAAGCUUUUGUGAUGACUGGUAUGAAGCCUGCAAAGCUGAUUCCAUAUGCAUUCAUAACUGGCUGACGGACUGGGAAUGGGAUGAAAGUGGAGAAAACCACUGUAAGAAUAAAUGUAUUCCAUACAGUGAGAUGUAUGCAAACGGGAUUGACAUGUGCCAGAAUAUGUGGGGGGAGUCAUUUAAGGUGAGCGAAUCCUCCUGCCUCUGCUUGCAAAUGAAUGAGAAGGACAUGAUGGCAAUGAAGUAUCUCCUCUCCGAAAGCUCAGAGGAAAGUUCCAGCAUCAGCAGCAGCGAGGAGCAUGCCUGCCAAAAGAAACUCCUGAAGUUUGAGAAACUGAAAGGAGAGGAAGGGGAACAGACAAGAUAAAUGCUGGUGGAUGUAUGUCAGGACAAGAGAAAUUGUUGUGGAGGCUGGACUCAGGGCAUCAUGCCAGCCUGCUUUAUCCCUUACUUCCUAGAACACAAUAAAUCAAUGGCUGGUUAUAUUAA